Funneliformis geosporum is the source of this 327-nucleotide messenger RNA. NCBI's taxonomy places the organism in Eukaryota, Fungi, Glomeromycota, Glomeromycetes, Glomerales, Glomeraceae. The record is from the annotation of a GenBank genome assembly.
AUGUCAUGUGGAACGUUUAAAGAUUAUGGUGAACGAUGGAUAUCUUACAUAUUCAUAGAUAACGCUAUUGUGAUAAAUAUGUUGAAAGACGAAUUAAAAAGAGUGCAAAUCUUCGAUCUAGAAGCAAAAAAAAAGAAUGGCUCGGCGAUCACAAAAACCGAAUCAUCGAGUUUCCACGCCAAAUCAUCAAUUGCCAUUCGGUCUUACUCAAAAUUCAAUAAAGAUUAUUUCCUUUGUAAUAAGUUUAUUGAAUAUAAAUUAAGACAAGUUUCUCAAACUGAAUAUGUUACAUUUUCUGAGAUUGAGUAUCUUAAUCCGCAAUCCUAA